Molecule: messenger RNA, 1047 nt
Organism: Babesia sp. Xinjiang
Lineage: Eukaryota; Apicomplexa; Aconoidasida; Piroplasmida; Babesiidae
Gene: rplA
Product: 50S ribosomal protein L1
Exons: 1
Coding region: 1-1047 (348 amino acids)
Source: RefSeq, a predicted model, not a curated record
AUGAUACACACCUCGGCGUUGCUAGACACUUUAGCGCCCCAAUUUCGAUGGAUCCGAGUGCAAAGUAGGACUAAAAAGUACCUACCCUUCUAUCUUGAGACGCGUAAAAGGGCUGGACGAAAAAAUAUUAAGGAUAGGCAGCCUCCCACUGUUACAACAGGGGAGGCUGCCACUUCGGACAGCUCGCCUAAAAAUGACUUUGUAAGUCGUUUAGCGUCGCCAGAAGAAGCAAUGGAAGUAAUUAGAAGUAUACGAUGUAGCUUAGGAGAUAUAGAAACCUCAAGUGAGCAACAUAUAUUCAGACUAUGGACCCGGCUGGAUGUUACUCGAGUAGCACUCAGAGGUAUGGCGAUGUUACCACACCCAGUAGGCCCAAAGCCACGUGUUGUAGCUAUAUGUGAAGAUGAUGAAGCAAGGUUAGCAUUGGAAUGUGGUGCCUCGUACGCAGGAUUGGACUCAAUACUCGAGCGAAUUGCCGGAGGGUGGACGAACUUCGAUACAUGUGUUACGACCACUGUACAUAUGCCAAAACUGGUCAAAGUUGCGCGUAUAUUGGGACCAAAAAAACUUAUGCCCAAUAUGAAGGAAGGAACACUAGCGUCAAAUCUGCUAGAAGCAGUACGCCGUAUGAGCAGCGCAAAUUCGGUGCAGUUCCGAGCGUUGCCCAUCGAUGAACCGGAAUUCGAAAUGCUGCAAGCAGCAGCAUUCAGCGGCAAGAAACCUGAUUUUGAUGCAGACCAUAUAGGUGUAGUAGAAGUACCUAUAGCUACGGGAGACGCGACACCGCAAAACGUAAUAACAAAUGCAAAACAGUUUAUAAGAGAGGUCAUGAGACAGAAACCGACAACUGCUACUAAGACUGAUAAUAGCCAAUUCCAGUGGCCACCGCCACGUAAAAGUGCUAAUGCGAUUCUUGACGCCUUCUCCGCACUAGGGAACGAGGGAAAGGUGGACAAUGAGUUCAUACUGGCCAGUGCACUGGGGAUAGCACAUAAAGGCAAAAGCGUAAUGACACCGAUAAUGGUGGACACAACACAACUCAUGUGA